AUGGCGCCUAGCAACCAACUAUUUACUUUACGUUCAAUUAUUGAGAAAGAUAAGUUGAAUGGAACAAACUAUGCGGAUUGGAUCCGCAACCUGAGAAUUGUUCUCAGGACUGAGAAAAAGGAAGAUAUUCUAGACAGCCCAUUACCAGAUGAGCCUGCUGAUAAUGCACCUGCUGCAGAGAAAACCGCUUACAAGAAAGCAUGUGAUGCUGAUCUUGAAGUAAGUUGCCUUAUGCUUGCUUGUAUGGAACCAGAUCUGCAGAUGCAGUUUGACAAUAAUCAUGCAGCGUACAAUAUGAUCGUGGCGCUCAAUGAUAUGUUCCAGACUCAAGCCAGGACUGAAAGGUUCAGUGUCUCAAAGGCUUUUGUAGAGAGCAAGCUAGCAGAGGGCGCAACAGUUGGGCCACAUGUGAUCAAAAUGGUUGGUUACACUCAGAGGUUGGAGAAGCUGGGCUUCCCAAUUGUCCAAGAGUUGGCUACUGAUUUUAUUCUCGCGUCUCUUCCACCCAGCUACGGGAAUUUCAUCUCAAACUACCAUAUGCAUGGGGCAGAGAAGGGCUUGAAUGAAUUAUGUGGCAUGCUUAAAACAACAGAGGCUGAUAUAAAGAAAGGUGCUAGUAGUAGCCAUGUGAUGGCUGUCCAAAACAAGCCUAAAUUUAAAAGGAAGUGCAAUUCUUGGAAGAAGAAAAAGGACAAGGCUAAAGAUGAGAUCUCUAAGCCAAACCCAUCUGAGCCCAAGGCUGGACCAGCUGCUGAUGCUGAAUGCUUUCAUUGUCAUGGGAAAGGUCACUGGAAGAUUAACUGCAAGCUGUACCUGGAAUCCAUAAAGGAUCGCGGCAGUAAAGGUCAUAUAAGUGAGAAUCGCAUGAAGAGGCUCCAUUCUGAUGGGCUUUUAACUUCGUUUGAUUUUAAAUCAUACGAGACAUGUGAGGCUUGCCUGCUGGGCAAGAUGACCAAGACGCCUUUUACAGAUAAACUAACACCCAAGUCGGACAAAUGCUUUUUCGUGGGAUAUCCAAAGGAAACUUUAGGGUAUUACUUCUACAACCGAUCAGAGGGCAAAGUGUUUGUUGCUCGGAACGGUGUUUUCUUAGAGAAAGAGUUUCUUAAAAGAGAGAAAAGUGGACAGAAGGUGUAUCUUGAAGAAGUUCAAGAUAAGCCAGUUGGGAAGGAAUCUACGAGUGAUGCUAAUGUAGCAGAACAAGUUGAGAUACCCGUGGCAAUAGAAACACCGCCGCAACCACGAAGGCUAAGGAGCCAAGGAAUCACCAAAAGAAUAAACAUGUACUGUGGAAAUUUCACCUUAUUCGAGAAUUCAAUAGAAGAUGUGUCCCUGAUCAGAGUUCGUGUGAGAAUACACAUGAAUAUUAGAUUAGCACAUAUAUUAGUUGAUGACUAUGUUUCACAAGUCAUAGACAUAGAGAUGUCAAACUAA
Messenger RNA from Miscanthus lutarioriparius, 1434 nucleotides. NCBI's taxonomy places the organism in Eukaryota, Viridiplantae, Streptophyta, Magnoliopsida, Poales, Poaceae. The record is from the annotation of a GenBank genome assembly.